Messenger RNA from Porites lobata, 8663 nucleotides. NCBI's taxonomy places the organism in Eukaryota, Metazoa, Cnidaria, Anthozoa, Scleractinia, Poritidae. The record is from the annotation of a GenBank genome assembly.
AUGAUCUUCGCUAUUGAGAGCAUAAAUGAAAAUCAAAGUCUGCUACCAAACGUGACACUUGGUUAUGACAUAAGAAACUACUGCGAGAGCACGGCAUUGGCCAUGAAAAUAACUUAUGACUUCAUGCGAGAGAGUGAUACCAGCUGCAUGUGUGACUGGAAUGUCAGUUCUUCUGCAAAGGGUAAUGCCACAAAGAACGUCAAUUCCAAACCCAUUUCCGCGCUUGUUGGUCCUUACAAUUCCGGAAGCGCAGUAUUGGUUGGAAGCUUACUUCAGGUAGCUGACAUUCCUGCCAUCAGUCCAACUGCAACAAGUGUAGAGUUGAGUUCACAGUUAUACAAAGACUUCUUCAGGACGGUUCCACCAGACAACUGGCAGGCAAAGGUUAUGGCAGACCUCAUAGAGCUUUUUAACUGGACAUACGUGGCGGCUGUAGGCCUGGAUGACUCUUACGGUCGAAAUGGUAUUUGGGCACUGGAGAAAGAAUCGUACAACAGGGAAACCUUCUGUGUUGCAUUUUCUGAGUUUAUUCCACGACUAGGCUAUCAAGAUAAAAUCAAGCAAACUGUUGCCAAGAUUAAGCUAAGGCCUAGCAUUGGGGUGAUCAUCGUUUGGCUUUCUGGCGGUUAUGGUAGAGCAUUCUUCGUGGAAGCAAUAAAUGAAAACAUUGAAGAUAGGACAUUAAUACUAAGUGACGCCCUGACAGCCGAGGAGGCAGUCUUUCUUGACCCUCGCUUUAAAAUACUAGACGGUUCUCUCGGCAUACAGCCACGUGACUACCGAGAUCGGGCUUUUGAGGAGCAUCUCAAGAUGAUUACUCCGGCGAAAAGCGUUGAAACCGGGCUGGUGUGGUGGGACGAAUUGUGGAGAUCGCAAUUCAACUGCUCUGCAACACAUUCGAGAAAUUCUGGUGUUGCAGUAUGCGAUGCAAAUCUGACAUCAUACCAUGCAGUAACUAAGAUACGAAGUUCUUUCGUGUCUUACCUCAUCGACGCUGUUUACGCGCUAGCUCAUGCUUUGAACAGUAUCUAUCUCUGCCCAUCCAUAAAAGGUCAGUGCCCCUCCCUGCAACCUGCUGUUAAAGGAAGCGAUUUACAGAAAUACCUCAGAAAUGUCAGUUUUAACGGUUUGACUGGAAAUGUACGAUUUGACAGCUCUGGCGACCCUUUGUCUGCUUCCUACGAUAUUAUUAACUUCCAACGACAGUCGACCACAGAGAUAGCUCACAGAAAGGUUCUGGUCGGCGUCUGGGACAAGGAUGCCAAUCCUAGACUUAAGAUAAAUACCACCAGUUUGCGUUGGAGCCCCUUAGUGAACAAUUUGUCAGGCCCAGUAGCCUUCUGUGCAUCCGAAUGCCUUCCGGGCACUAUGAAGGCGCCUAGCACGCCAUGCUGCUGGGACUGUAUAACAUGCCCACAGGGAACUAUCAGCAGCGAGAUGGGAUCAAAGAGCUGUAAAGAGUGUGACGCGGAGACAAAGCCAAACAAGGAGCGCACUAUGUGUGAGCAUUUACCAACCAUCAACAUCGGUAUAACAUCGGCAACUGGAAUCAGCGUGAUAAUUGUAGCGAUCAUCGGAUUGUUUCUCACUGCAUUGGUUUGUGCAUAUUACGCUAAGUUCUAUGAGACUCCAAUUGUGAAAGCAUCCAGCAGGGAAGUGUCUUUUUUACUGUUGCUUGGCAUUGCGGCACUCUUUGGUUUGUCCAGUUUUGAGCUGGCCAUUCCAAGUAAUUUACAAUGCAGUAUAGCUGCUUUCUGGCGCUAUUCUGCACUCAAUCUCUGCAUAACCGUGCUUUUUGUGAAGACAAUGCGAAUUACCAGUGUGUUCCAGGUCGAUAAAGUUGCGCAGUUGUUUACUCCGUGUUUUAAGACCGUAACGAGACAAACCAUUCUUAUAUCUUUGAUGAACUUUUCCGCCCUUUUAUUGCUAGCACUGUGGAUGUGUGUUGAUCCUCCUGGGCGUGAAAAGAUCAUCCGAUCAGAUGAGCACAUCUUUCUGGUGUGUAAAUUGUUCUACAACAAAAACGGAUUCUCACUGUUCCUAACUGUGUGUAUCUACACGUUAAUAAUCGCUCUCUUGUGCACGUACUAUGCCUUCAAAGCGAGGGGCAUUCCCGAAAACUUUAAUGAGGCAAAGUACAUAGGAUUUUCCAUGUACAUUUUGUUGCUUUCCUCGCUGGCGUAUUACCCAGUGGCGUUUGCUUUUGAGAGCUGGUACGUGACUCUAGUGUCUUGUUGCACUACGUUAGUGAUUUCAUUUGGGUUUCUCAGCUGUAUGUUUGGACCCAAAGUCUACAUUCUUCUUUUUCAUCCUCAGCAAAACACCAUGGAAUCCGUCAGGUCGCAAGUAUCACAAUAUUCGUUUCACGUAUCACGCACAAAAGUUUGGGCUAAACCCGUCGCCUUGGGAAAAACUAAUAGUGCUUUCGAGCUCAGCAAACCCGAAUGAUAAGAGUGCCAACGUUUACCACAUAAAAUUAAUUCACAUUCAUAUUUACUUAUAGACGCGAAUCCUCAACCUAGACGGUUUGCUAUCUAUACAUAUCUACACAUUUUAACCAUGAAAAAACCUUAAAGAUUAUUAAGUGGUCAGCGGAUAACUUUGAGGAAUAUUUCCUCGAUUAAACGCCGGACCCCGAUUAAACUCUGGUCUCGAAAAAAACGCCGGGUCAAACCUGCCGAUUUUUAAAGAAAAGCCUGGGGUGUUUAAUGAGGGCCCGGCGUUUGAUCGAGGUCCCGGAGUCUACUUGGGUUCGAGGUCACAAGCCAUUGGUUAUAAGUAAAUAUAAUCUUUUGAACAGAAUUGUUAAGGCGUACAAGUACAUUAUGUUAUUUGGCGGUAUUUUAAUAAACGUUCAGAGGAAAAAUGCCAACAUAACAAAAGUAGGAUGGAUGUAGUAUAUCAAAAUGUACGCUACGAUAUAAUAUUGUAACUUUGAGUAAGGUACUUACGGUAAUCAUCCUCGGAGAUCCAGGGGCAGGAUGGAAGAACAAUCAUCCCGCCCGCCCUGACAAACUUCCCCUGGUCUCCGCGAAUCGGUAAUAAUAACUCAACCUGAAAAAAAAGUUAAAAUCCUUAUUAACAUAAUGACCUAUUUACAUUCCACUACCAUAGACUAAAAUUUUGAUGAGAUAAAAAUAUUCAAAGAUCCUAAAACACUAAUUUACAAGCUCACGCCAUUAUAGACUUUCUAAAACUAUAGCGGAACACUCUUGGCUAACUUUUAAGCGGUAAUCGUCAUAUCACCAAUUUACAUUCCAUUGAUCAUAGACUAAAAUCCAUAUGAUCUAAAAAUCUAAAACCUGAAAAAAAGUGACAGAAACGUUCAUUAAUAAACGGCCUCGAAAAAACGCCGGGUCAAAAAUGCCCUGAUGCAGGUUAGCUUUUUCCCAUUUUGGGCAGAAGUCGGUUGCCUUAGGUAUCUAACCUGAAGGGCCUAAUGCAAGCUUGGGAAGUGAUGAUGUCUUGGUUGAGAGUAAAGUGCGGAUUAGCAGAAGGUUGCAGAAUGGUUAUCAAGGCCCGACAAGGGCUAACAGGGGAAGGCUGGUCAGGAGCUUAAAGGGACUGACAAGAAAUGCCAGAUACUGAAAAGAGAGGCCAGAUACUGACAUGAGCCGUAAGGAACUGACAGGUGCUAUCGGGAGCUUACAACCGUUGACAGGGGAUUACUGGACAAGGACUAAAGGUCCGGACAGAAGAACUAACGUAGGGCUGACGAGGAAAUAUUUGGUGCGUUGGUUGUUGCAAGCGACGGCCUAAAAGACUACAAGCACAUGCUCGUACAGAGCUUUUCAAACAGCUUAACGAAAAUAAACCAAAAUUAACGUUUUCCCUUCAUAACUAACGGUGGUGAACAAGACGGACCAAAUGGGGGCCGUGAAGCUCUCAGAAACUUAUUUAAGUACAUAAAGGUUAGAAACAAUAGAUGACCCAAACGACCCAAAACAAUGUCACUGGCCCCAAAAGCAAUGACAGGUUAGAACAGUUUCCAUAUCUGACAAGGACUAAUGGUUCACACAGUAGAGCUAACCAAGGGAUGACAAAAGAAAAAUAAAUCAAAAUAAACUCUUCCCACCCACAGAUAACGGUGGUGAACAAAACGGAGCAAUAGGAUGGAACUGAGCUCUCAGAAGUUUUUUUAGAUCCGAUAGCAACAAUAGAUGAAUGACCCAAACGAUGUUCCUGGCCCUAAAAACAAUAACAAUAACAAUGCGUUUUCCAAGGUCAAAGAAAUAGAAGUCUCUAAGAGCUUCGUGGCUCCUGGAGGAACACAUGCAGACCCUACAACCGCCAUUUAAUAAAACACGAAAGUGACUUAAGAGGUACCCGUGCUGUUUUCCGAUUGCUAUCAAGCGGUAAUUAUUGUCCAAUAUAUAUAAUUAUCUAAAAAACAAAACAUGGCGGUGGGCAUUUCCUUUGUUUUCUAUUCAUGAAGCAUUAAUGACAGUUGAAGCAGGGGUGAUGCUUUUUUGUUAGCAUAGAAUGGUUUAAUCAUUUUUGUCACUUUCAAGUGUUUUUAAUUUUCUACUUGGAGGCAGUGAACUGAUUCUAGCUAAAGAUUAAAUCGAGGGCUUUUUCGUUUUCUUAAUUUCUGACUGUAAUUGGGACACUUAAAAGAGAAAAUUUUUGAGCCUGAAAGGUGAAGAAAACAUAUUCUUGUGGCCACUAAAGGUAAUAAAAUAUUGGGUACUGAAGGGAAAGAUGUUGUUUUCGAAAGGUUCAAUGGCAGAGCAUCUUUUGUAAUUAAAAGCAGAACGCACUUAAUCCAAGAAAGAGUUAAAAUGAUAUCAUUUACAAAGGUUAGCAACAAUACAAGGAAAAACAAAUGCAAAAAAGCCUGUGCCAAUGUCAAUUCUUAUUGCAAAGGAUAUGAUAACAAAUUGAGGCCACUGUUUGGACGUUCUCUUCCUUAAUCAGUAAAACCCGGCGAAAUCUUCAUUCUUCACUCAUAACAUCAUUUAAAACCGAACCAUAAUUGGUAAUCAUGGACACGAUUUGCCUAGAAUUAGAGGAGAAACGGCAAAAAAUAGUUUGUUUUUGUUGUUGCUGUUGCCUACCCAAUGCUUAGCCCUUGACAUACACGCUGGGCCAUGUUGUUUAAAGUCGUUGCAAAGAGAAAUUUAAAGAAAAAGGAAACGGAGGAAAUAAUGAUGCAUGAUUAUAUUAACUGCCAGAAAGACAAAUACAAAACAUCGAAUAAAUAUGUAACAGUUAAUUGAAGAAAUGUAAAAAAAGUAGGAAUAGAGGAAAAGAGGCAAAAUAAAACUUUUGACUCUCGAGAAGGUGACAUUUUAGAGGCCAUCUCUGUCAGUUCCCUCUAUUUAUACGUAAUCAGUCACAUGGCUGGGCUUUUUGUGGGACGAAGGAAGUACUUUAAUUUUUCUAGGGUUUUCUAACGUCUUGAGUACCGGUCUGGCCUCGGAGAUCAAACCUCAGACAAGCCCUCUUAGCCAAUUGUGAUGAUCCUCAAUAUAUCGGUAAGAAAAUAGAAGACGAGGAAAAAAUGCUUUUUAGUUAAUAACGAAGUUGUCCCGGCAAUGUAAAAAGUGACGACAACGAGAGGUUGAAAUAAUAAGAGCAAAAAAUUAAUUGCAUGAAUUUUUCAAAGGGAAUGAUUGUUCUUAACGAAACGAAUAACAACAGGCAAUAGAUUUUUUUAAUUAAAAUUAUAGUAGUUGGUCCAGUUGGUCACGCAAGCAAUGUGUGAGAGUACUUGUCUCAUAAAUACAUACAUACAUGUACUUUAUUUAUGCUCGAAAUUUACAGAGUAGCUGUAGAGCUAAUAUCUUCGAGCAAAUAUGUUAAAAUAAAAUAAAAUAUGCUAUAUACCAAUUCCAAUAUUAUUUAUAAACUAUAUACAACGUUAUACAUGCAUUAAGGGAAAUAUAACUUGUAGAUCUAUUGUGGAAAAGCUUCAGUUGUCUCAGUUGCAUUAUUGAAAUGCUUUUCAACGGCACAAUUUUAAGAUAAAUUGCAAGGAAGACAAUUUAGGGGAAUUUCGCCUUAAAAACAAACAUCUAAUGGCGACUCCAUCAAUCUUUGUUUUCUAGCCUCAGAAGCUAACAGAAAUUUUAUUGAAGGUGCCCGAAAGUCUACCCACUUGACAUUAAUUUCCUUUUCAAUUAAAGAGCACCCUAAGAACGAAUAAACAUUAUUAAUAAUUUACUCUCACAUUUUCACCUGGUCUUAAUAUACUUUAUUUUCAACCAAAGUGGACGUUAAUUUUCUACGAGGUAAAAUCGCUCUCAUCUUCGCGCGCACAUCACGGAUAACCCCUUUGAAAAGGACCUCUUGAUGUAAAACAAAAGUUUGGCUUAUUCUGGAGAGCAGCAGCUUUAUAUCCCACGGACACCACACUUUGUCAGUAGCAAAUGUUGCUACAUAACAUAAUUUUUAACAUAACGAUCAUUUUAUUCCAGGCGGCACUGAGGAUAAGGACGAUGACUUGGACAAGAGAGGCUUUCCUCUGCGUCCUACGACUGCCUCUGUUCGUUUUGCUAUUUGGGCACUGUAGAUCUUGCACCCAAGGGUUGAGAGCCUAUAAAGACGGCGACGUAAUGUUAGGUGGCCUAUUUAGUCUUAACAUGGCUGGCAACGAUUAUCAAUGGGGUGACUUUUCCGCUAAAGAACUUGGACGCGCCGAAGCUGUUGUUUUUGCAAUUAACAGUAUAAACAGGAAUUCCACUCUUCUUCCAAACGUAUCCCUCGGUUACGAUAUAAGAAAUUAUUGCGACAGCAGUGCAGAGGCCAUGCAGAUAGCUUAUGACUUCAUGCGUGGUAGCGAUCCAGUAUGUAUGUAUAAAUCGAACUCCACAACAUCCGUAAAGAGUAGUUUCAAUAGGUGGCUGGGAUCCAAGCCUAUCUCAGCACUUAUUGGUCCUUACAAUUCCGCCAGCGCAAUCCUAGUGGCAAGCCUUCUUCAGGUUUGUGACAUUCCCGCCAUUACCUCAACUGCAACUAGUACAGAGUUAAGUUCACAAUUUUACAAAGACUUUUUUAGGACGGCCCCUUCUGAUAGGUGGUUAGCAAAGGCCAUGGCAGACAUCAUAGACCUCUUUGAGUGGACAUACGUGGCGGCUGUGGGCUUAGAUGACUCUUAUGGACUUAAUGGGAUUUUGGCGCUGGAAAAAGAGUCGUACAACAGAAGCACGUUCUGCAUUGCUUUUUAUGACUUAAUCCCACGCCUAGACCACCGCGAGAAGAUAGAGCAGACAGUUGCCAAACUUAAGAUGCACCCUAAAAUCGGAGUGAUCAUCGUUUGGCUUUAUGGCAAAUAUCUUGAAACAUUUUUUGUUGAGGCAAGCAAAAUAGAAAUGCAAGGAAAGACCUUGAUACUAACAGACGGAAAUAGCAUCGAAGAAACAUUUCUCCUGGAUCCCGGCUUUAAAUUGCUUGAAGGUUCUCUAACAAUAGUUGCGUACAACUAUCCUGUUCACUCUUUUGAGCAGCAUCUUAAAAGGGUCACACCUGCAAAAAGCGAUGACGGUGGCGUGCAAUGGCGAGGAGAACUUCGGAGAUCACAAUUUAACUGUUCAAUUGCCAAAUCACUUGAUUUAGGGAUUGCACCUUGCAAACCAAAUCUCACGUUUCACCAUGCGCUUUCUGAGUUACGAAGCUCCUUUGUAUCGUAUGUCAUUGAUGCUGUGUACGCCAUUGCAUAUGCCUUGGAUAACAUUUACCGCUGUAUCGCUGAAAAAGGUUUUCGGAAUGCAAGUAGCUGUCCUUCUAUCCAUCCGACCGUUAAUGGACGUGAUCUACAGAAAUACCUCAGAAACGUCAGUUUUGAUGGUUUGACUGGAAAAGUACAAUUUGAUAAGUUUGGGGAUGCUUUGUCUGCAUCAUACAGCAUCUUAAACUUCCAACGUUCAUCAGCCACAGACAAAUAUCUCAGAAAGGUGCAGGUGGGGACUUGGGACAAGAACGCAAUUCCUAAACUCAGGCUAAAUACAUCACUUUUGCGAUGGAAAAGAUUCUCAAAUCCGGUAUCUUUCUGUUCAUCUGAGUGCUUGCCAGGCACCAAAAAGGAAAUGACUUUGCCAUGUUGUUGGGACUGCAUUAGGUGUCCACACGGAACAAUCAGCGCCAAGAACGGAUCUGACAACUGCACAAAGUGUGAAUCAGAUGCAAAGCCAAACGAGGAGCGCACACUGUGUGAAAAAUUACCAGUCGUCAACAUCAAGCUCACAACCACCGUUGGAAUCAUCCUAGCGGGGAUUUCUUCCAUCGGAUUUGUUUUCACAUUGUUAGUUUGCGGCAGCUACAUGAAGUUUUAUAGCACCCCAGUUGUGAAGGCUUCUAACAGAGAGAUCUCUUGUCUGUUGCUGUGUGGAAUUUCAUCCCUAUUUAUUCUUGCUGUUCUUGAACUUUUGGAACCCAGAAAUUCUCUUUGUAGUGCCAAAACCUUCUGGCGCUAUUUUUCUCUCAACCUUUGUAUCACAGUUCUGUUUCUGAAAACGAUGCGAAUAACAAGCGUGUUUGAGGUUGAUAAAGUGGCGCAGUUGUUUGCACCGUGUUGCAAAACCUUUACAAGGCAAGUCAUUUUUCUUUCAGCCAUGAAUCUAGCUUCCAUUUCUUUACUUGCCCUGUGGAUCUUUUUCGAUCCCCCAACGCGUAAAAAUAUCAUCCGCUUCGAAGAGUACGUCUUUCUUGUGUGCAAACCAUUU